AUGGAAAAUAACAAUCUGGGCAGAGAGUUUUUGAAUGCUGUAGAUCAGGCGAUGGGAGUUGAUUAUCAGGCCAACCGACGUUAUCCACAAGAUGGGAAUACAAGAGGCGUUCCAGUGCAUCCGCCUUCGCGUAAUUAUGUGACAGUCAAUAUAAAUGCCAGCGGAGGAUCUCAGCAACAAAGAUACAAUAGCCAGCCGUCUACAUCAGGCUUUCAAAGCAGCCAGAAUCAAUUUCAAAACCCAGGAGCUUUUAAUCAACAGCAACUGUACCCUACUGGUAUGAUGCCGCAGAACCAACCUAUUCCAGGGAAAGCUACAAAUGCUCUUCAACCUCUUCGACCUCUUCAACCGGGAUCAUUCUAUCGCAUGAAAAUGAAGGAACUACUAGGGAAAAUACAAGCUCUUAGUGGAAACAAAUACCUUCACCAAGAUCCAGAGCAAAUUGCUUACAUCCAGUAUGGACUAAGUAACACAGGAGACGCGGCAAAAAUGUAG
Messenger RNA from Oikopleura dioica, 495 nucleotides. Lineage: Eukaryota; Metazoa; Chordata; Appendicularia; Copelata; Oikopleuridae. The record is from the annotation of a GenBank genome assembly.